UUCAAAAAUGGACGUGUCUAUAAACAUUUCCUGAAAAUGGCGAUCUCGUCAGUAGCGUUUCGUAUCUAAGGAGACUAAAAUGGAACAAUUUCAUGCUGACAUGGAGGUGAUAAGCCUCCAGAGUGAUCACAGGUCACCAUGGCAAUGAUAAACAGGUCUACAUGUAGUCUCCUUCAAGACUCCCCCAAUGUAUUCCUACCGCCCACCGUCCACCGCCAUGGGGGCAACUGAAGUUAUCCGACCUAACUCAGGUACCCAACCCCAGGGCCACCGGGGUAGAGUCUCUGGUUCAAGCCCCCUGUCCAGUGCGGGUUCCACCGGCUCCCACCGCAACAAGAAACUCCUGAAGUCUUACCACGACUUCACCAUGCAGCUCUUCAGCUCUGGCCAGGGCUCCGGGGAAAACGAUAGCCUGUUUGUUGCAGCGGUGCGGAGUGGAGACUAUGACAGGGUAGAGAACAUACUGCAGAGAAGAAGCCAUGAGGUGGUCAACAUUGAUGCGAGAGAUAGAGAAACAGGGAACACUGCCCUCAUGUGGGCCGUCCUGACGCGUCACGUCAAGCUCAUCCGGCUCCUCCUCAAGUACGGAGCGGACGUGACCCUGCGGAACGCCGCCACGGAGACGGUCCUGGACCUGACAGAGGAUCCCCAGAUCAGGAAGCUUCUCCUGGACUCGGUCCUGAGGAAGGGUGUCUCUCCAAGGCACCUCCUGCAGGCGGCUUGGCAGGGGAACGUGCUGGUCGUUAGACAGCUAUUGAAUGAAAGUCAGCUCUUGGACAUUAACUGUAGGAAUGCUGAGGGGUUCACACCUCUCUUACUAGUUACUAGAGAUGUGGAGCUAUUUGAAUCAAUUGGAUCAGCUUUAGAGUCAUACAAACCUCUCGCCGUCAUCGAAGAGCUCCUCCGACGUCGAGCCGACCCCAUCGCAACCGACCGGGAGAGCCACACAGCCCUACAUUACGUCUCGUCCGGCAACUCUCAGCUCUCUGACGAGCUCGCCAUCAGGCUCAUGCAGAUCCCUCUGUUGGCCAAUUCUCGUGACGGCCGAUCCGUCGCGCCGAUCCACGUUGCAUCGAAGAGCGGGAGCCUUGACGUGGUGAUUGCGCUUUUAGACCACGGGGUCGAUGUGAACACGAGGGGUUAUGCUGGUUCUACGCCCCUCCAUGUUUCGUCACAAGCUGGCCAAAUUCAGGUUGCCAACACCCUGCUGAACCACGGAGCUGACAUAACUAUUGUAGAUGAUAGCGGUAACACAGCUGUAGACCUGGCUAAGACAAAGAGAAUGAAAUCUGUUUUAAGAGAUGCCUGGAUGGAGAUCACAGACAGCAAGCAUGCCGAGGUGCUGAGUCCCGUCAAGCCCCCGUCUCGCAUGGAGGAUCGUAGCCCCCGCCAAACCAGGGUGCACAGCCUGACAUCAUCGACCUCGCCACCACACGAUGGCCUUGGGAAACGGAUGAUGCAGAAAUUUGCUGAUGCCCAUAAGACACUUCAGGAGGAGGAACAGAUGUUGAAGGACAUCGAAGCCGGGCGCUUCACCCCUGGACUUCAUACAAGGACCCUCAGCCUCCUACGUCUCCCCUCCCGCAACUCUCCCCUCCCCUCCUCCACCAACCGCACCCCUGCCCCUCCCAAGACACCCCGGGUCCUCGACCCCCUCUCAAGCCCCGCCUCCAAGACCAAACACUCUGAAGGUCAAGGGUCGAAGAAGCCGCGCAGGUCGCUGACCUUCUCCGGUCGGGUCAAUAGUGCGUCCAAGGAGCAGAGGUCAAAGGGUCAUAAUAGGCUUGGAAAGACGAAAUCUGAUCCUACCGGUCAACAGCUAAGUGGUGAUGGAUCUCAGAUACCUGUCACUGUGGUUGGCCUGGACCUCGAUGAUAGCCUUAGGGAUGUCAGGUUCCAGCGUAUACUUCCCCCAGGUGUCAGGCAGCCUGAUCGUCACUCAUCCACGCAGAGCGACUCGUCACUUAGCAGACCUAGAGGGGGCCCUUCCACCCAACAUCGUUCGUCGGAUCCGAGCAUCUCGGACGUCGCCAAGGUGUAUCAGACGUUCUGUAACAAAGAUAUAUCGACCAGUCCUGCGUUGGCGCACACUCCUUCUAUACGCACGUCACAACUCCUAAACCUUGAACAAAUGCAUUUGAGGCUGACAACUCCAAGUCCGAACCCUGAAGCUUCAAGUCUAUACCCAACCUCACGCAGUAUCCUUCCCCUCUCACCAGGGAACUUUGGUGACAACCGCCAGCUCCAGGAAACCAUCUUUGAGUUCGAGGAUGAGAACGGUGAGGAUGAGGGCGAGAAGGAUGGCAAGAAUGAGAUGCAAUCCCUGAGACUGAGCUUGGAAGAUGAAGUGGACGAGGAGGAGAGUAGAGGGCAGCAGGGUGUGCUCCAGAAUCGCAGCGUCAUGUUCAACAUUGAAGCCAGCCGCGUGAACCCCCUCAAGGACAGCUCUGACUCUGGUCAGGGAUCGUCCAGGUCGACUGUGAGUCACACCUCCUCCGCAGCGAGCCUCGUCAUGUCGAGCCCAAGCCCGCAACUCGAACUCGAUCGCAAGGAAGUAGCGAAGAACCGCUUGGGGAUCAAGAUGACACCCUCCGCCACCAAUGUUCUGGAUGAAAGGAUCGCUCUGUUUCAGAGGGCGAAGAUGAGGCUUCCCAGCCUAGGUCGGGCCUCUCCGGCCGUCAACCAGUCUCAAGCACAUAGGUCAAAGCGACAAACAAGCGAAGAGUGCUUAUCCGUUCUUUCCAUGUCCUCAAUCAGUGCCGUCAUGUCUUCAGAGGCUGUGGAUUCCAAUGAUACAGCCAAGGAGGAUGGACAGAGGAAAUCUUCAACGAUCGGUGAUGACCUUGAUAAAAACUUACAGGGUUCGCAAAAUAGUUCAAAUCGGCAGGGUGGGAAACGGAAGAUAUCUCUUGAGGACAAUUCCAUGUUGCUUGGUACAAGGAAACAAUCAGCAUCUUCCCCAGAUGAUCAUCCAGUUGGUGCCAGUCAGUCCAGUACUUCGUCACCCUUUUCAGGUGGCAAUGUGACGACAGCUGUAGGAAAGGACAAUGAGCUACUAUCUAGAGACAAUACGGCUGAGAAGACAUCAAAGAGAAACACGGCCCUUGUGACACCGCUAUGUGCCACCAAAGGGAAGGUGACUCCCACAAGCCAUUCCACAAAAUCUUUACCCCAUCAGAAAACGGCACCAAACUUUACUUGUAAGAAGGCACAACUAUCGGGAAACACUGUGAAAAAAAUGGCUGAUAAGACCUUGAAGGCUCAACCUCCAGUACCUGGAACACAACGUGGCGUCCAGGAAGAGAAGAACUCGACCCUUGUUGGUGUCUCAAAACCUGUUAUUCGGACAUUAGAAGUCUUGCCUGUUGCCAAAGUAGAAUCUAAAUCGUCUGGAAGAAAUUCUGAAAAGGACACCCGUAAGGUUGACAAUCGGGAAAGCUCAAAGAUAGAUGAGUCUGUUGUUAAAACAGAAGUGAAAGUUGGAACUCCGAUUGAGAAAUCAUGUACGAGCAGUGGGACUAAAAAGGUCAAAGUAGAGACCAAAAGUGUGAUAGCAAGCAAGGGAAAGAACGCAACAUUGACAAGUAAAGGGAGAAAGGAGAAGAAAGCAUCGGAUCUUGUAAAGCUGGCCCCUAACCUUGCAAAUAAAAAGGCUUGUGUAAAGACAGAUAAACAGACUGUUACUUCGAAACCGCAGAGAGAGCCUGAUGUGAAACCUGAAGGGAAAUGUGCAAUAAGUGUGAGGAAAGGUGCUGCAACUGCUGUUGACACAGUGGGAAGUAAAACCAAGAAUGACCAGGGUAAAGCGAAAACAGGGAAGAAAGAUGCUGAAGAGAAGAAGGUGAUCACUUGGAGAAUAUCAUGCGAUGAUGAUGAUGAUUCGUCCGAAUCGGACUUUGAUAAUGAGGAUCAAAGAUUUGUGGAAGAGAUGCCUGUGACAGCGAGAGAUUGCAAAGGGCAGAAGGAAGGGAGGAAAGGAAGUACGGUUCCUCCUUGCACAAAGACGGAUGACUUUGAGGAGCUUGUAGAGAGUAGUGACGCUGAGGAAGUUUUUGAGGAAGUGGUCUUCAGCGAUGAAGAGGAUACACCUACAGACCUUGGUAAAGCAAGGACAAAGCAGAUCAAGGAUCCGUCUAAGGCAUCGUCAAAGCACCAGAAGACAUCGGUGCCACAGGGAACCAAAGUGGUCUUAGAGAAAUCCUCAGCCAAACCUCGAACAGUCAAGAAACCAACACCUGGUGCCCAACAGCAGAAGAGCGUUGACAGGGAAUCUGUGAAAGGAAAGGGAACCUUUGUAAAGAAGCCUGUGAAGGAGGAUGCGCAUGAGUCGGGCAACAGCAAGGUAGCUUCAAAAGGUGUUCCUGUGAAGAAGAUUAUGACCAGGGAACCUCGACCAACUAAUGAGACAAAUCCAAAAAAGGUGGGAGAGAAGAGCAACUUGACCAUUUCAAAUCGAAAGCCUUCCAAUGGGUCAACAAGUGAGACAGAAGUUACCAAAGUGAAGCCCUCAGUGAGUAGCAAUGUGACUGCUUUGAAGCAAAAGCCUGCUGAGGGUUUGAGAAAUAGUAAAAGUGAAGGGAAGGAGUUAGACAGCAAUGAGAAGGCCAUGCCUAAAGCUGCUUCAAAACAGCUUCAUUUGAAGAAUGCAGCAUCGCCAGCGAAGGUUGAGAACAGUUCUCAAAAUAUAAAUGAAGAAAACAAGCUAGGUGCUACAGAGAAGAGGACUGUUGUUUCAAUAGAUAGUAGUAAGAAAGAUAUUGUAAUCUCAGCUGGAAAUAUAGGGAUAGGUACUAUGUUAGCAAAUUACACCCAAGAAGUCUCUCCAAAGGUAUUAGAUGAGAGUUCAAAGGUCAAUCCUGCAGGCCAGGACUACAUUGACCCUGCGGUGAAGUUAGUAACAUCAGAGCAAAGUGAGGACAUUCAUCUGAACCCGACCAGUCCGAGAGAGCCGAAACCUGGCAACAAUUCUUUCAGGAAAGGGAAGUACAAGUCUCCAGACACCUCACCACGUGACAUGGCCGGGCCAAAGGUCAUUGGGACAGAAAAGAAGACUGUCCGUGAUCCGAUGGCUGCAAAGCAGUCACCAGUGAUCAUGGACAUCGUGGAGAUGUUCAAACAGGCCACUUCUGGUACCUCUCCGGAUGUCAAAAUAGAAGUCUUGGGAAAGAUCAAAGAUCGUGUUGCAAGCGUUAAGGGCCCUGUUAAGAAGCUGGUGAGGAACGUUCCGAAGAAGGUUUCAGGCACUUUGCUAGCGAAAGGAAGCAAAGGAAAGGCAAAGGACAGAGUAGGCAGUGGUGGGAAGAGCAAAGGGAGAGUAGGAAGCGGAGGAAGUAGGGGCGGUGAAGGGUCAAAGGUCAGCAAAAAGACAAAGAAAUCAAGUGUCAGGACAAAGUCAAAGAAGAAAAUGAAGGAUAUUAAUUACAGCUUGGUGCCCGAGUCAGAGCAAAAUACUACUGCCUUCAUCACAGGGCAAGGUUGGAGCAUCAAGACUUCACGCAACGAGAACGAUGAUGUUUACAUCCAGGAAGGUAACCAGGACGAUUCUUCUGAUGAGGAUGUUGGAAAUCUUGGAGAAGUGCAGCUCAGCCCGCACAACUCGUUAAAGUUGGAUGAGCUAGUCGUACUGAGAUCCAUAUCCCUGGAAGAGAAGAAGAACCUGGUGAACAUUUUGAGCCCUCUUGAGAUGAACGCUCCUUUCUUUAUUCCAGACACCAUGGGAACGAUCAAGGAGUUUGCUGACUCUCUCAAAAGCACCUCAUCCUCAGAGAUGAGUGCUGCAAAAUCUGUGUUGAGGGAAAAUCCUUCCAGUUCUCAGGGACAAGACAAUGUGGCUGUAGAUGGAAAUGCAGGAUCAGGGGAAAGGUCUGGGACUCAUGCGGAGCCUGAUCAGAUGGAUCUUGAUCAAGCAAAGGAGAGAGAUCCUCCAGUGCCAGAUGUUCGGGUGAGGAAGAGUAGUUCCCAGAUGGGCGAUGACCUCAAUCACCCUGACCAAGACAGUCGGAGCCUAGGCCUGACUGGAGAGCUGUCAAGCUAUGAAACCAAUCCUGACCUGCUCAAGGUCUUCCGUAUCAGGGAUCACUACGAGACUCCGUCUUCUCAAGGUUCGCGUCGGACUUCUAUGACCUCUAUGACCUCGGACGAGGAACAGGUCCGUGAACAUCUGAGCUUGAUUCUGAACAAACCGGACAGUGGGAGUGAUGCCAAUGAGGAAGCGUCACCAGGACAGAGGAGCCAGCUGAAGGUCAACGUCCUCAAGAAGAAGCCGCCACUUCCUAAAUUACUCCAGCAGCACCAGAUCCAGUCUUCCAAGAGAUCUAGCCCAAGGCGAGCAAGUGAACCAAACUUCCCACCUGCGGAUGCAGACAGUGCAUCCUCUCCUGGAACUCCUGUCAACAAAUCUGCCCAGAAGAGGGAAGAGAACAAGUCCCAAGUGUCUACAAUCAAGAACAGUCUUCCAGAUAAGAAGUUCAGUCCUCCCUCAUCUUCAGUCAAGAAAAGGCGUGGCAAAUCACUUGGAGAUGCACAAUCAGAGCCACCCGUCUUAGAUAAUCGUCCAAGUCCCAGUAGACCUGGCAUUCCGACAAAAUCCCCAAUCUUUGAGGUAGAUGGACACCAGGAUUCAGCAGACGAUGAUUUUGUUGAAGAGGAAGAGCCUCUGACCAGACACGUCCAGACGUUGACAGAGAAGACACUCCAGGAGUUUAAAACCAUCGCACAAUCUCUUGAUUCCACCACGACAUCGGUCAUCCAUACCAGGCCUCCAUCGUCCGUCGGUGGGCAGUCCGUCCAUACCGCCCGAAGCUCGGUGAGGAGCAUGUCUCCUAGUGCUGGGGAUGUCAUCAAUGUCCAAGGGGGUGACCAGGAUGAAAGGGAGUUCUUGAACCAGAGCAUCGCUCUGUCGGAAACAAGCAGUGAGGUCUUCAGGGAUUUCAAUGAUACCGGAGAGAGUGUUCUGAACAGUCACGAUACAUCUUCGAGCAUGAUCAGUAGCACCGAUCGUAGUCUUAGCACUAACACCACGGUGUCAGAGUCUGAGGGUACGGAGCUGCUCCACUGGAAGAAAGGCAAUCUGCUGGGGAAAGGAGCAUUUGGGACGGUAUACUGUGGACUGACGAACACGGGACAGCUAUUGGCCGUGAAGCAGGUUGAGCUGAGUGAGAUAGACAAAGAGAAGGCCAAGCAACAGUAUCUCAAACUACAGGAGGAGGUCCAGCUUCUAAAGACGCUUCGCCACAAGAACAUCGUGGGAUUCCUAGGAGUGUCUCUAGAAGACAAUGUUGUCAACAUCUUCAUGCAGUUCAUCCCCGGUGGUUCCAUCGCAUCCCUCCUGGCAAGAUUUGGAUCGUUGGAUGAAACGGUGUUCUGCCGCUAUACCAAACAGAUCCUUGAAGGCACUCAGUACCUACAUGAGAAUAAUGUCAUACACAGGGACAUCAAGGGAGCGAAUAUAAUGCUGAUGUCGACUGGUGUGAUUAAGCUGAUUGACUUUGGCUGUGCCAAGCGUCUGUGCAUCCAGAUCAGCCGCAGUCAGAACGUGCUCAAGUCAAUGAGGGGGACUCCAUACUGGAUGGCUCCUGAGGUCAUAAUGGAGACUGGUCAUGGGAAGAAAUCAGAUAUAUGGUCUAUUGGGUGUACAGUCUUUGAGAUGGCAACCCGUAAGCCCCCUUGGGCGGACAUGCCUCCCAUGGCGGCCAUUUUUGCUAUCGGCUCUGGGGACCCUGUUCCACAGUUACCUGUCAAGUUCUCAGAAGAUGCGAGGAUGUUUGUCAACGCUUGCCUGACAAGGGAUCAAGAUGAGCGAGCCACCGCCUCUGAACUCCUCAAGCAUCCCUUCAUCAAGAGAAGGAAAGAAAGAGGGAGAGAGCACUACCACCAAACAAGAAUAUCAUCGACGUCCCUUGAAGAUGGACCAAUUGUCUUCAGGGAACAGCCCAUAUCAAGGGAUUCUGCCGAGAGUAAGGGGAGGAAGAACUACGCCCCGCAUGAGUUCCGCUGAUACGACGAUUGCAGGAGGAAGAGUUGCCUGAAAAAUUCACUCUGUGAGUGUUUAUUCUUUGAUCACCUGAAAACGGUCAAGAUUUUUGGAUUCCGCAGCGUCCAAGGGGAGGGAGAACUAUGUUAUACAUGAGUUCCGCUGACAUGACUGUUGCAGCAGAGAGAGUUGCCUGAAAAAUUCACUCUGUGAGAGUUUAUUCUUUUGACCACCUGAGAACGGUCAAGAUUUGUGGAUUCUGCAGCCUCCAAGGGGUGGAAGAACUACGCCCCACAUGAGUUCCGCUGACACGACUAUUACAGCAGGGAGAGUUGUCUGAAAAAUUCACUCCGUCACUCCGUGAGAGGUUUUUCUCUUGAUCACCUGAGAACGGUCAACAUUUUUAGAUUCUGCAGCCUCCAAGAGGAGGAGGAAAUAUGUUACGUAUGAGUUCCGUCGAUGAAACGAUUGUUGCUAAGUGAUUCUCUCCCUGAGAGCUUUGUUCAGAAGCAGCAAUUAAAGUGUUAAGGGCCUCAGUAUCGACCAACGUUUUAAGAACUGCAUCCUUCACGAGUUCCACAGAUUGAGCAAGUGCUGCAGAGAGAAGUGCCUGGAAGAUUUACAUUCAGGCUGAGAGAGGUACAAUUGGGACCAGCGAUGUGUCAGGGAUUUUGCAGCACCUAAGGCUGGAAAGAGCUACGCCCACCAUGAGUUCUGUUGGUACAGUCAUUGCUUCGCAGAGAAGUGCUGGAUACAGCGAGGGUCUUUAUUUUUAGACGGUUCGGCAUCUAGAGACUCUGCAAAAUUAAAAAACAGAGUACACCCUGCAAGUGAUCCGUUGAUGGAGCCAUUGCUGCAGAGAGAAGUGCCUCAAAGAUUCACUCUGUGACAAUUCUCUUUCAGUCAUCUAGGAGCAACUGAGAUUGAGGGACUUUGGUCAAGAUCAAGGGAAAGUAGAACUAUUCCUAACCAUUGUUUUGGACAUAAAGCCAAUACUGCCAAGAGAAAUGCCUGAAAGAUUCAUUUUGUGUGAGUUUAAGUCGGGAGCAUCUGUAGUUUCAAAUUCAGUUGGACCAUUUUGGUUCAAUUGUUGCUUCCCUUCUGCUCACUGUGCACAAUGUUUUCCACUUUAUUGCAAAGAAUUCAUGCCGUGAAAUGAAAGUGACAAACUCAUUCAGACCUACAUGUAUAAAUUAGCCCUAUGGGCUGUACAGUCGGCAAUUGCUCUUUCAAAGCUGGCUUUUUAAUUUGUUAAUUUUUUUAGCCAACUGAAUGCAUUUUUCCCCACUAAUCAUACAUUGCAUAUUGUGUGGCAGCUAGUCAUGAACAAUGUACAUGUAGGACGUUCGCUUACUUGACUAUUUCAAAUGGUUUUUUUAAACUCCUUUUUAUGCCUCCGUUACGAAGUAGCCAGAGGCAUUAUUUUCAUAUGAUUCAAUCAGUAUUUGGAUUGCAACGAUCAUGCCUUUGUGUGAAUUCACUUGCGGUAAUCUCUGGAGUUUCCGUCCAAUCUCUAUGAUGCCUUUGAAUUUCAAUCAACGAUGUCCAUCUGUGUUCUCAAUCGUGCCAAUAAUUUUGAUAAUGUACAAGUGAUUUCAGAUUAGUAAGUGUGAGGCAUUGGUCAUUCAGUGAAAAGCGCUUGUACAAGUACAUGUGUGUCUUUGCUUCUAUUGCCUUGAGUUUCUGUCCAGCUUCUUCGGUGCCUUCAAUCUAAAUCUAACGAUUUAAAACUGUAUUCGCAUUCUUGUAAAACGUUACAAGUAACAUAGUUAUGUCACAUUGAAGAGUAGAUCACAUACUGGGGGUGUUUCACAAAGAUCAAUAAUGGAAAGCCGUUAGCAUCUAUAUGAAAAUAUUUUGUAACAGUUAUUU
Messenger RNA from Strongylocentrotus purpuratus (purple sea urchin), 9844 nucleotides. RefSeq lists its product as uncharacterized. Bases 188 to 7996 code for a protein of 2602 amino acids. Lineage: Eukaryota; Metazoa; Echinodermata; Echinoidea; Camarodonta; Strongylocentrotidae. The record is from RefSeq and is a predicted model, not a curated record. Gene Ontology annotation, biological process: protein phosphorylation. Gene Ontology annotation, molecular function: protein binding; ATP binding; protein kinase activity. The transcript is spliced from 19 exons.